UAGUUCCACGAUUGUGUUCACGUGCGUAUUUCCUGUCCACACUUCCGGCUCAUCAUGGCGGCAUCCAUGGCUUGUCAGGCUGUUGCAAGAGGUCUGCGUGGAGCAAGUGCCAGUUGCUUGUUUCUUAAUAUAAACAAGUUGGCUCGAGUGAGCUCCCGGCGAUGGCUGAACUUGCAGGAGUACCAGAGCAAGAAGCUGAUGCAGGAGAGCGGAGUGACGGUGCAGCGCUUCUUCGUGGCCGACUCCGCGCCCGACGCCCUGGAGGCCGCCAAGAGGCUAAAUGCCAAGGAGAUUGUGCUGAAGGCACAGAUUCUGGCGGGCGGACGCGGGAAGGGCAUGUUCGACAGUGGCCUUAAGGGAGGAGUGCACUUAACCAAGGACCCAGCAGUGGUGGGAGAGCUGGCCAACAGGAUGCUCGGCUACAGCCUCACCACCAAACAGACCCCAAAGGAGGGAGUCAAAGUCAAGACGGUGAUGGUGGCCGAGGCCCUGGACAUCACCCGGGAGACGUACUUCGCCAUCCUCAUGGACCGCGCGUGCAACGGCCCGGUGAUGGUGGGCAGUCCGCAGGGCGGCAUGGACAUUGAGGAGGUGGCCGACAAAACCCCAGAGCUGAUUUUCAAGGAAGUCAUAGAUAUUUUUGAAGGGGUACGAGAUGACCAGGCACUGCGUAUGGCAGCUAAUUUGGGUUUCAAAGGACCUCUGGAGAGACAGGCAGCGGAUCAGAUUAAGAGGCUCUAUGAUCUGUUCCUGAAAGUCGACGCCACUCAGGUCGAAGUCAAUCCGCUGGGCGAGACUCCCGAAGGACAAGUGGUGUGCUUUGAUGCUAAAAUCAACUUCGACGACAAUGCCGAGUUCAGACAGAAGGCCAUCUUUGCCAUGGACGACAUGACUGAGAGCGACCCCACUGAGACGGAAGCCGCAAAGUAUGAUCUCAAGUACAUUGGAUUAGAUGGAAAUAUCGCUUGCUUUGUGAAUGGUGCUGGCCUUGCCAUGGCAACCUGUGACAUCAUUGACCUCCACGGAGGCAAACCUGCCAACUUCCUGGAUCUUGGGGGUGGCGUGCAGGAGAAUCAAGUGUACCAGGCGUUCAAGCUCCUCACUGCCGAUCCGAAGGUGGAGGCCAUACUGGUGAACAUCUUUGGGGGGAUCGUGAACUGUGCCAUCAUCGCCAAUGGCAUCACCAAGGCGUGCAAGGAGCUGGAGCUGAAGGUGCCUCUGGUCGUGCGUCUGGAAGGGACCAACGUUACGGAGGCGAAACGCAUCCUCUCAGAGAGUGGGCUGCCCAUUACCUCCGCUGAGAACCUGGACGACGCCGCUAAGAAGGCUGUGGCCAGCAUCAGAAAGUAGAGGUUCGAUCGCCAGCAUCCCGGACCAUCACACACACACACACACACACACACUCAAUAUCGUUUUAGUUUUGCAAAUUCAUCGGGUUAGCUCAGGUUGGUCUACACCACUUCACCUUGUGUCUUUGUUUUGAUUCAUAAAUAAUGUUUCGUUCACUAUUCAAUAUUUUGUUUACUCUGCCUGUUCAUGAUGUCUCUAACAGUGUUGCAGUAAGGUUCUCUUUGUGAAACGUGUGUCCAAAAUUCACUAAUGAAGGGUGAAAAUCGGUGUGCAGUUUUUUGGAAUAAUUUGGUGCAUUUUAUUUCCGUGGGAAAGCUCAAACUAUUUUGAAUUUGAGUAUGACAAGGUGAUAAAAAAAAAAUUCACCUUGUUAUCAAGAGUGGAGGUAGAAAUAUCAGUGUUGAAGGCGUCCUGUGUUAAGCUAUAAUUGCCACUGUGAUUCAUUCUCUUAGCAACCCAUGAUACCUUAAACAUGCCGUCCCAUAUGAAAUCUGUUCUAGUGACUCAAAGAAUAACUCAUUGCCUUGUUUCUUACACAUGUUUUUGUUUGUAUUUUUUGGUAUUGUUUUGUUAAGCCUUAAUGGGAAGUGUAUGGGAGGUGAUUGUUGUCUGGUGAUUGGGUGAUCUGGUGCUGAUGUCAUCGUGCUGUUCUAUAAAGUGCGAAUCACAAAUACCUGGAACAUGUGAAGACUUUGCCAACUCCAACUCCAUUGUGGGGUUUUUUUUGCCAACCUGAGAGAUACUGUUUGUAAGCUCGAAGCUGGAUGUAAAAGCCAUGCCGGAUUGUGGGUGGGCUCCAGAACUGUGUGUUUGAAAACCAUACGUUACCAGGCCUCAGAAGCUGAACUCAAACCAGCUAUCAGCUGAAAAGAGAAACGCCGUCCUGACCUGAUGACCUAAAAUCAUGUCAAUUGCUCAUUUCUUUGUUUCGCUUCUGAUUUAUAUAUAUAUAAAAAGAAAAAAAAAAUCUGGUGGUUGCAGACACAAAUAUUUUUGUAAAACCUUGUGUAAUUACAGUAUAAGUGUUACUUUUUGACACAGAAGUGCACUAAUUUGUGAACAGAUGCUUUUUACUGUGCCUACAUUGAGAUAGAAGCCUUUGAAACAUCGAAUUGAAAAAUCAUUCCUCGAGGCCAUUUGUGUUUAUCUAUGUCUAAGUAACCAGUAUAUUAUUGUAAUUAUCUUUUUUUUUUGUAAUCAUGAAUGUAUUUUAAGAAGCAAUAUAUAUGUCUACUUGUGUCUACAAAUGGAUCGUCUUAAAAGAGUUCAAAUAAAUGCAAAUAUUAGCAGAAUAAA
Messenger RNA from Sardina pilchardus (European sardine), 2646 nucleotides. RefSeq names its product succinate-CoA ligase GDP-forming subunit beta (gene suclg2). Gene Ontology annotation, molecular function: succinate-CoA ligase (GDP-forming) activity; ATP binding. The transcript has 11 exons. Gene Ontology annotation, cellular component: succinate-CoA ligase complex; mitochondrion. NCBI's taxonomy places the organism in Eukaryota, Metazoa, Chordata, Actinopteri, Clupeiformes, Clupeidae. The record is from RefSeq and is a predicted model, not a curated record. The coding region runs from base 55 to 1350 and encodes 431 amino acids. Gene Ontology annotation, biological process: tricarboxylic acid cycle; succinyl-CoA metabolic process.